CGCCCGGUCACACUGUACACAAUCAGCUGUUGCUGGUUUGGAAUUUAAUUUUUGCAUUGCCUGGGCUCCACAGAUGGAUGGAAAAGAUCCUGGACACCUGCACCCAUGGCCACUCUGAACGAAACUCUCCGUAGCCACUGGCUCAUUGCUCUGUUCGGCCUUAUCCUUUUCAUCGCCGGGAGCACUGUGCUAUACUGGAACGAAGGACGCGCCGUGCACAACAUGAUGGCGCUGGAUGAAGCGCACGCCGACAUUUACUCAGUUCGAUUCACGGAGGAGGAACAGGAAGUGGGUCUCGAGGGAAGGAUCAUCCACCUAUCCGGCCCCAUCAUCGUGGGCGAACCGCUCACCGAACCAGACUACAAUAUCCAACUGCUGGCGGUCAAGUUGCGGCGCCGCGUCCAAAUGUACCAGUGGGUCGAGGAGACCGUUGAGCACAACUAUGGCGAGAGCGUGGGAACGACGCAAUCGGACUCGCGGACUUACUACUACACGCGGGAAUGGCGGGACAAGAUCGUAGAUUCGCGGAACUUUUACAACCGCCACGGCCACACGAAUCCCAGCCAUUUUCCCAUCGAAAGCCACGUUCAGGUGGCGGAUGCCGUCUACAUAGGUCGCUAUGAACUAGGUUCUGAAGUGAAGGACAAGUUCGGCAGCUACCAGGAUCUCACCUCGGACAUCCGGCCAGAGGACAGCACUGUAAAGCUGCACCUUGGUAUCUAUUACCACACCAAUGAUGUGUUCAAUCCAGAGGUGGGCGACCUGCGGCUCCUCUUCAGCUUCGCGGGAAUGGAGGGCGAGAUGUUCAGUGUAGUGGGCAAGUUGUCAGGAAACAAACUAGUUCCCUUCAUCACAUCACGCGGAGUACCGGUUCUGCUUGUCUAUCCCGGAGGACUCAGCGUCCAGGAAGUUUUCCGCCUGGAGGCACGAGCUCAAGUGCUGCAUACCUGGUGGUGGCGCUUCGUUGGAUGGCUGCUCAUCUUCUUCGGUGUCACCUGCAACACCAAAAUUCUUCGUCUUUUAUUUAUCAGGGUACCACUACUGGCGGCCUUAGCCCCGGAUCCCCAGUUCCCGGUGACGGGCAACCUGCUAAUCGCCUUCUCGAUGGCCUUGACCAUUGCGGCAGUGGCCUGGAUCCUGCAUCGUCCUGUGAUCGGCGCCUGCCUCUUUCUGGCGGGAGCCUCUCCCUACGUCUGGUUCACCCGCAAUCUGGUAGAUUACCAGCGCCUGGACUGAUCCUCCUCAACACCAUCUCGCAUCUUAUUUACAGGUUUAUUUAUUGUUGAUUCUCCUUGUUAAGCUAACACUAUGUCAUUUGCCAUUUACCCCUCGGCCAAUAAAAACUUAAUAACACUUAGUAACUAA
Drosophila rhopaloa is the source of this 1365-nucleotide messenger RNA. RefSeq names its product transmembrane protein 43 homolog (gene Tmem43). Gene Ontology annotation, cellular component: nuclear inner membrane. Lineage: Eukaryota; Metazoa; Arthropoda; Insecta; Diptera; Drosophilidae. Gene Ontology annotation, biological process: nuclear membrane organization. Bases 106 to 1236 code for a protein of 376 amino acids. The transcript is spliced from 3 exons. The record is from RefSeq and is a predicted model, not a curated record.